AUGGCUUCGCCUCAAGCUUCCGUCUCCAAGCAUCUUCUCUUAUUUACCUAUCCAGCCUGGGGACACGCGCGUCCCCUAUGCCACUUCGCAGCGAGGCUCGUCAAAGCCCGCCCCGUGAACAUCACACUGCUCGCUUGGCCGUCAAUCAUAGACAAGGUACACAACGAGGUCUCCUGCAACUUCGAACCGAACGAGGAAGAUGCCAAACAGUUGAUCAGGAUCGUGUCGCUUACAUCUGACGCUUCGUUGUCGGAUGCGCAGCACGGCGGCACACUCUUUCGCGCCGUGUACGCGAAACUGCUACAGGCGCAGUCUGUGACGUGCGCCGCUAGGGGCACCAUCUUCGCGCCCUUACCGCCGCCCAUCGCCGCUAUCGUCGACUUCUUCGCACUUCCCGUCCUGCGCGCCAUCAAGGAGCUAAGCCCGCUCAUACCCGUACUCGCGUGGCAGAGCGGCGCCACGAGCGCUGUCGUACGUCUAUUUGGCCCUAAGGAGCGUGGCGGUCUCGGCGACCUUCGGCCUAUUCUGAACGAGAUUGCGGCGCGGGAUUGCAAUAACCUCGUCAGCGCCGCCAGUGAGUGGAUGGAGAACCGUCCUGGGGAGGUGUACCGCCUUCCCGGUCUUCCGGAGAUGUAUGACUACGAGGACUUUCCGCAAGAGAUGACACAACCCAUGAUUCAGCGCUGGAUGCACGGUCAAUCCGCCGCAUACGACUUCUUCCAAGAAUGUGAUGGAGUUGUGCAAACAACCGAUGUCGCGUGUGAUCCGGGCGUUGCGAUUAUGGAAGACUGGAUGACGUCUUUCUCGCCGCCUCGUAAAGUUUACAACAUUGGACCUCAGCUCCCGUUUGGUCUAGCCUCGGUUGAUUGUCCCGCGGUGAUCGAUGACUUUGCUCGUUUUCUUGAUGCGGCCUUGCAGUGUAACGGCCCUCAUUCCGUCGUCUAUAUUUCGUUCGGGACGAUUUACGGCUCCUGGGCGCACCCGGAGAAGCUAUGGGCAAUCCUCGAUGAGCUGAUCGAUCAUGGCGUUCCCUUCAUCCUCACGCAUUCUUCGCCGCACGCAACCGUGCCUCUGACCAUCUCGUCGAAAAUAGAGAAGAGCGGACUCGGGAUUGUGUCCGCGUGGGCACCUCAGCAACGCAUCCUCCUUCACCCGGCCACCGGCUGGUUUUUGACGCACGGAGGCUGGAACAGUGCGAUGGAAAGUCUGACAGCGGGCGUGCCGAUGAUCUGCUGGCCUUUCGCCGCCGACCAACCUCUUGUUGCAGCCGCUCUGUCCGACCCCGACGCGCUCGACGUUGCCUAUGAGCUACUUGAGGUGCGAACAGGCCCACAUAUACGCAGGCCAGUGUACCGCUCUGGACACGCCCCGACGGGCACUGUGGCCGGCGUCCGGAGCGAAUUCAAGGACGUGCUGGUGGGCAUGCGUGGUGAGGAUGGGAGAAGGAAGAAAGUCAAUGCGGGGCGGGUGAGGGACAUGCUGCUGAGCAAUGCGGACGAGGGUGGCCGAGCAUCGAAAGCAACGACACAGCUCUUAAAGGAUUUAACCCUGUAG
Punctularia strigosozonata HHB-11173 SS5 is the source of this 1554-nucleotide messenger RNA. RefSeq names its product UDP-Glycosyltransferase/glycogen phosphorylase. The transcript is spliced from 11 exons. NCBI's taxonomy places the organism in Eukaryota, Fungi, Basidiomycota, Agaricomycetes, Corticiales, Punctulariaceae. The record is from RefSeq and is a predicted model, not a curated record. Gene Ontology annotation, molecular function: UDP-glycosyltransferase activity. Bases 1 to 1554 code for a protein of 517 amino acids.